Messenger RNA from Naegleria lovaniensis, 1782 nucleotides. RefSeq lists its product as uncharacterized. Gene Ontology annotation, cellular component: cortical actin cytoskeleton; plasma membrane; cell projection. The record is from RefSeq and is a predicted model, not a curated record. The coding region runs from base 1 to 1782 and encodes 593 amino acids. Gene Ontology annotation, molecular function: actin filament binding. Gene Ontology annotation, biological process: actin cytoskeleton organization. Lineage: Eukaryota; Heterolobosea; Eutetramitea; Acrasida; Naegleriidae. The transcript has 3 exons.
AUGUCUUCACAACAUCAACAACCACCCCAUCUUCUCAAACAACACACCACCAACGACGUCUCCAAAGAUGCCGCCACCUUCUCUCAAUGGAUCAAUUCCCGAUUGAAAGAAAAUCCUCAAACCAAAGAUCUCUCCGUUUCUGAUCUUUUCGAAGAUGUGAAAAGUGGUGUCAUUUUGUGCAAUCUCUACAAAAUUCUUUCACAAGAUUCUUCAUUCACCUACAAUCCGACACCAAAAACCGAUUUUCACAUGAUGGAUAAUUUACAAAAAGUCAUCAAUCAAAUGAAUGAUUAUUUAGAAAAACAAAAUGCAAAUUGUAUUAAAUAUUCUGCAGAGACUGUGUUUCAUAAAUCGGAAACACACGUGUUGGGAUUACUUUGGCAAUUUAUUUUGAGAUUUGAUAUUAAAGAAAUUUCUGAAGAUGGAAGAAGUGGUGAAGAUGCUCUUCUCUAUUGGUGUCAAAAACAAACUAAAAAUUAUUCUCCAUUGGUGAAUAUUGUGGAUUUUGGAAAGUCAUUUCAGGACGGUCUUGCAUUUUGUGCUCUCAUUCAUUCCUAUAAUCCACAAUUGAUUGAUUUCAAAGCUCAAACUGAAUUGAAAGAUCCAAAACAAUCAUUGGAAACGAGUUUUGAAAUUGCUGAAAAAUGUUUAAACAUUCCAAAAUUGUUAAAUGCCAAUGAUUUAUUGAACGGAUUGGCAAUUGAUGAGAGAAUUGUCAUGACCUAUGUUUCUAAUUUUUGGAAAGUCAUGUCUCCAACAGCAGCUCGAAAAAACACCAUGUUGGAUGAGUCUGCCUUGACCACGAACACCUCUCUCAAAUCUCCAAGAACAUUCAUUUCCAAGAAAAAACAAUCACAUUCCGUCGCUCCAAACUUUUCCUUCCAUUCCUUUAUUGAAGUUGGUUUAGGCGUCAGUGAUGUCCGCAUCGAUUACAAAAAUCAACUCAUUCUCGUCACAGAUUAUGAACAUAAUCGAAUUACCAUUUAUGAUUUGGAAAGUAAGGAAUUUAAGGCGUUUUUUGAAACACCAAGCACUCCUCGUUAUAUUGCCGUGUGUUAUGAUCUAGCCAAUGUUGUAGAUUCUGGAAUGAUGGAACAAGUCUCUUCUCCUAGAAGUGCAAGUAACUCCUGUAGUGGAAAAACAUUUGUGGUCAUUUCACUCAGUGAUGACACCGUUCGUAAAUAUCAAUUGAAUAUUGAGAAUAUUAAAAAGAAGAAUAGAAAGAGUGACGAUGAAAUUGCAACAUGUGUUUGGACUUGUGGAACUAAGGGUAGAGCUGUGAAUCAAUUUGAUAUUCCUCUAGGAGUUGCUGUGAAUCAUGGAUUGAUCUAUGUGUGUGAUUUUGAAAAUAAUAGAAUUCAAGUUCUAGAUGCUGCGAAUGGAGUGUUCAAAGCGCAGUUGGGAAGAUAUGGUCAGAAUAAGGGUCAAUUUUAUGGUCCACACGAUAUCGAUGUCGAUUCGAAUGGGAAUUUAGUCGUUGCUGAAUGUUGGAAUAAUCGAAUUCAGGUCGUGUCGAGAAAUGAUGGAUCACAUGUUACAUUUGUGAAUGGGAAUCAUGAAGUGUUUCAUCCAAGAGGUGUCACCGUUGAUAGAACGUCUGGAAAUGUCAUUGUUAGCGAAUAUAGUACUCACAAAAUCAAGACCUUCAGCUCGGAUGGAAAAUUGUUGAGCACUUUCGAAGGAGAUCAACAAAAUUUCCCAUAUGGCAUGUGUGUGAAUGAGUGGGCUGGUGAAUUAUUGGUCGCUGACUAUGGACAUGGUAGAAUCCAAAUUUACAAGUAA